AUGGCGGUCAAUGAAAUCAGCCUAGAAGAAGGCCUCCAGGAUACCCCACGGGCAGAAAAUAUCGACCCAACCCUACAAGGACUUCCAACCACAGUACGCUGGUACAUCGACUCUCGAGACUGGGAGUCGCACGGCCUAGACCUGCCUUUAAUAGAAGCCCUCCGCCCAGACGAGCAAAAAGCCGUGAGGAGAUUCCACCAUGCCACCGACAGGCGCAUGUCUCUAUCCUCCCACCUCUUAAAAUACCUGUACAUACACCAUGCGUGCAGCGUGCCAUGGAAAGACAUCGUCCUCGCCCGCACUCCAGCACCAGAAGGCCGCCCAUACUACAAGCCCGCCGCAGGUCCCGGCAUUGAAUUCAACGUCACCCACCAAGCAGGCAUCAUCGGGCUAGCCGGCACGCUCGAACCAUCAGAAGACCAACUCCUGCGCCAUGCAGCAGGAGGGAUCCUCCCUCCUAGGCCACGCCUGGGCAUAGAUGUGACCUGCGUGAACGAGCACCGGCGCCGCACGCUGACGACCAUGAACGAAUAUCUCAACUUCGUCUCGAUGUUCGUCGACGUGUUCUCCGACGAAGAGCUUCGGGUCAUGAAAACCCCCGCUGCCGCCCUGCGACGAGCCCGACACCUCGGGUUCGCAAAGGCAUUCCCCCCCAUGUACGUCGACGAGUCGGGCGCCCCGAUCGAAAAGCCGGAGAGCGUCGUGCGCUUCGGAGUCCGCCUAUUUUACUCCUAUUGGGCUCUCAAGGAAGCAUACUUGAAGAUGACCGGCGAUGCCCUCCUCGCGCCCUGGGUGCGCACCGUGGAAUUCUCAAAUGUGAUUCCGCCCGACCCUGUGCAGCCCCUGGUUGCGCCGAAGCCAUACAGGCCGUCUAAGGACCCGAAGUAUAUCCCGCAGUCGCCGAAGAACUGGGGGCCGCCGUUCAACGAAGUCAAGGUUAGCUUGGCGGGGAAACCGCUUGAGGAUAUCCGACUACAGCUUGUCUCGUUUGAAUCGGAUUAUAUUGUUGCCAUCUCAGCGAAGGGUCUUCCUGUGGGCGUUGUGCCGGGUGUGGUGAAGAACGUUGAUCUGCAUCACCUACCUGGACAUAUCACAGUUCGAUCAGGCGAAGAGACUGAAGAAUGGCGCGUCCCGAUCAAUGUGAAGAAGGUUCUCGGUGAUGUAGACCCUUGGAACAUCCCCUUUGCAAUCAAAGACCCGUGGCUUCCGAUGCAGGAAAUUGAUAUCGAAUUAGAUGUCCGGCCUUGUGCUGAGGGGCGCUGUGUCCAUCCUGAAAGCCCUGCGAGGGUGCUAUCUGGUGCUUAA
This is a messenger RNA of Penicillium chermesinum, 1305 nucleotides long. RefSeq names its product 4'-phosphopantetheinyl transferase family protein. The coding region runs from base 1 to 1305 and encodes 434 amino acids. NCBI's taxonomy places the organism in Eukaryota, Fungi, Ascomycota, Eurotiomycetes, Eurotiales, Aspergillaceae. The transcript has a single exon. Gene Ontology annotation, molecular function: holo-[acyl-carrier-protein] synthase activity; magnesium ion binding. Gene Ontology annotation, cellular component: cytosol. The record is from RefSeq and is a predicted model, not a curated record.